Molecule: messenger RNA, 1683 nt
Organism: Penicillium argentinense
Lineage: Eukaryota; Fungi; Ascomycota; Eurotiomycetes; Eurotiales; Aspergillaceae
Product: flavin-containing monooxygenase
Exons: 3
Coding region: 1-1683 (560 amino acids)
Source: RefSeq, a predicted model, not a curated record
AUGGUCGCCAAUGAUAUCAAAUCUAAUUUGGAGAUUGAUCAUGCACGCCCUAUGAAGGUGAUUGUAAUCGGGGCCGGUAUUUCUGGCAUCCUGGCUGCAAUACGCUUCACGCAGCGUAUCCCAAAUCUUGGUCUCGUCGUGUACGAUAAAAACCCCGAAGUCGGCGGCACCUGGUACGAGAACCGGUAUCCUGGGGUAGCAUGCGAUGUGCCGUCCCAUGUGUACCAGGCUUCAUUUGAGCCCAAUCCCAACUGGUCUCAGUUCUACUCCUCCGGCAACGAAAUUCUGCAAUACUGGAAAGGAAUCGUCGAGAAGUACGAUGUCAGAAAGUACAUGAAGCUCAACCACAAAAUUGUUGAAGCUCGUUUCGACGACUCGCAGUCCAAGUGGCACGUUGCAGUCGAGAACUGCAGUUCUGGAGAGGUCAUUCAUGACACCUGCGACGUACUCUAUGCAUGUAUAGGAGCUUUGAACGACUGGAAGUGGCCCGACAUUUCGGGUCUUUCCAGUUUCAAAGGCAAGCUUCUGCAUAGUGCUUCGUGGGAUGAGAGCUGGAAUCCAGAGGGUCUCUCUGUUGCAGUGAUUGGUUCUGGGUCCAGUGCGAUCCAGAUCGUCCCUGCUAUCCAGCCCAAGACCUCUCGGAUUGAUAAUUAUGUUCGAGGUCAGACUUGGAUUGCUCCUCCAUGGGCUGCAACAGAAGUCCGGAAGCAUACUGCGACUGGAUCGAACUUUAAGUUCACAGCUGAAGAGCUGGAAGACUUCAGGAGCAAUCCAGACUCGCUCCUGGCAUACAGAAAAAGACUGGAAACCGAGGUCCAAUCCAUGACGAAGCAUUUGUUCCGUGGUCAGCUUGCUGAGAAGGCAGCUUCUGACUUCAAGCAACACAUGACGAAGUUACUGGAGAAGAAGCCCGAAAUUCUGAACAAAAUUCUCCCUUCGUUCUCGCCUGGUUGCCGUCGCAUCACACCUGGCCCUGGAUACCUCGAAGCAUUGACCGAGGACAACGUAUCUUUCAUCUCGGACAAUAUCUCCAAGAUUACCGAAGAUGGAAUCGUCACAGCUGACGGAACUUUACGAAAAGUGGAUGCUAUCAUCUGCGCAACCGGAUUCGAUACGAGCUUCUCGAAAAGAUUCCCAAUCUAUGGCAGCGGAGGCUUGGACCUUGGCGAGAGGUGGAAGAAUUACCCCGAUACCUAUCUCAGCUUGAGCACUCACGGUGCACCUAAUCUCUUCUUCGCUCACGGUCCUAGCUCUGGAAUUGGUGUAGGAUCUCUAACCAUUGUCCUGGAGCGAACCUGCGACUAUGUUUGUUCGGUUAUUGCAAAGAUGCAAAAAGAUCGCAUCGCCACAAUCCAGCCAAAAAAAGCGGCCUGCGACUCUUUCAGACGGUACUGCGACGAGUUCUUCAAGAAAACUGUUUUCUCACUGCCCUGCCGAUCGUGGUACAAGCGCGGCACCGAAGACGGACCGGUCACCGCACUUUGGCCGGGGUCGUCUCUGCAUUUCGUGAAAGUCUUGGAGAAGCCUCGGUUUGAAGACUAUGACUACAUCUAUGUUGGGGGUGAUGACAUGUCCUGGAUUGGAAAUGGUCUCACGAUGGCUGAAUCGGACUCGAGUGUGGAUAUGACAGCCUAUCUCAACCCGGAGAACAUUGACUAUCCUCGUUCUCCAAGUCAAGUUUGA